Messenger RNA from Electrophorus electricus (electric eel), 4120 nucleotides. RefSeq names its product palmdelphin b (gene palmdb). Gene Ontology annotation, cellular component: membrane; cytoplasm. The record is from RefSeq and is a predicted model, not a curated record. NCBI's taxonomy places the organism in Eukaryota, Metazoa, Chordata, Actinopteri, Gymnotiformes, Gymnotidae. Gene Ontology annotation, biological process: regulation of cell shape.
UCUAAUAAUGUUCUAAGCUUUUAUUUUCUUUUUUCCUUUAGUGUUUACAUAUUGUAUAAAGUCAAAAAAGGCUUCCUGGUCUGUAGUGGUGCAGCACUAACACCUCUCUGAAGCUCCCCAACAGCCCUGGGGAUUAGGGUGAAGUUAGCAGUCGGUCUGCGAUCUGUAACCACCAGCUGGUUAACUCCCUUGUGUGAAAGAGCAUUGGGAUUUAGAAUGAAUAUUACUUUGAUACUUGGCACACAUGAAUUUGAUCUUGGUUUAGUCUGUAAUUACAUUGCAUUGCCAUCACUUAUCACAGCCCAGGAACAGAAACAGCAAUUAAUAACUCACCAUAAAAUUUGUAAUUCUGGCCCACUCAGUGUCAAUCUGAGCACAACUCGGCAAAAGUGUUGAGAGGUGCAGGGGCAUAAGCUGCUUCCCUUAGUUCUGUGUUGCUGUGCUGUUGGGGGGAGAUGGGUACAUUGCCCCAUAGGCCUCUGCUUCAGUCACUCCCUCUCCUGAGCUUAAUGGAGGCCAGGCCUAAUCAGCCACAGGUCAUAUCCCACGUGGGCGGGAAAACCAAUUCUGCAGUCUUACAUAAUGGAUCCAUUUAAUUCAGUGAGGGAUCAGCUUUCUCUACCUUAGCACAGCCUGCUUUGUCAAAAAAAAACAAAAAAACAAAAAAAACACAUCAUCAUAGUAAACAAACAACUUUUCACUUUCCUGUUCAAUAUUAUACAAAGCUUUCAAAUUGUUCUUGGAAUAAUUGAAUGAUUUUAACACAGAAACAGAAGAGCUACUGAAUUUAAUGUGAACAGGUGAUCUGCACAUUGAUCCAAAAAAAAGCUUUCGCAGUGUCCAGACAUGAUGUCACUGUGGGAGCAGGUAAAGGGAACUGCAACUGGAUUUCCAGAAGUGAAUGGCACAGAACUGAAUGAAGGUUACUUUCCCUCCCUGAAUCAGACAGAAACAGAGUUGAAGUUCCUAUCCAAGACUGUAACCAUGGAGACGGGUGAGCAAUCCAGCAGAGCAAACAUACUUGACUGUGAAAUGGAUGUCCAGGAGACUGAGUUACCUGAGAACAAAGACAUAAUCCAAGCUGAAGCUGAAGGUGAAGAUGAACAGGCUUGCAAUGACAAUGACCUAGAAUCCCUCAGUACGAAAGUAGUGGUUGACAUUUUAACAGACCUGACUUCCACAGAGGAGAAUGCUAAUGAACCUGAAGACAUGCCCUGCCAAAAAGAAGCUCUGGUCUUGGAGGACCCUCGUGAUGAGCUUAAUCGCAAUGAGUCUAUAACUUCCUCAGCCUCGGAUACGCCAUCUAGUGCUGAGAGUGUGUAUGAAAAUGAAACAAUACAAAAAAGACAGGAUUCAGUGAAAGAAGAACUGACAAAAAAUGUGCCUGUAAUAGAGGGUACUGAAGAUGAAGAAACACUAGAAGCACUGAAGACAGAAUCCCAUGAGGCCAUCUUAGAAGACUUAAGCAAUAAUGAAACAAAUGAAUCCAUGGUGGAAUCAUAUAUUCGAGAGGAAGUUAUGUCAGACAUCUCAACAGAGUCUGUUCAUGAUCCUGAAGACCUGGAGGAGUGUAUCAUGGUAGAAAUUGCUGCUGCAUCCUCUGAUAGUGAAACAGAUGAGAAAUGGAGGACUAUAUUUUCAUCCUCUAUCAAUAAGGAGGAUGAUGACUCCUACCUUGACAGUCUUGAGCUCAGUGCACAAGAACUCUUCAUUCAAAAGCCUGAGGUAAAGAAUGUUAAAAACCAAUCUGUGUUGGAAGAUAAUGUGGAGCAGGACAUCCCUGUAGAAGACGAUGUGUUGGAGCAACCUGAGAGCAAUUUAACAUAUGCGCAGCCCACACAGGAGAUCUCUUAUAACCCAUCAUCAUUGUUCCAUGGCUUGUCCAAGAUAUCUGAGGAUGAGGAGGAGCCUGGUAAGAGUUCAAUAAACAACAAGGACAGUUCAUCUAUUUGUGUCACGUCAGAUCCAAACAAGAAGGUGCCAAAAGAUUACUGUGUGAUCCAGGAGAUGAAGAGUGAAAACGUCAGUACAGAGCAUGUCAAUUUUAGAGUUGCUCGCAAUCAGUGGCUGCAGAUGGAGGAGCAAACAAAAAACCUGUCACGCCAACCUAUAACCAAGACUGGGACCUGCCACGGGAGUCACAACUUUAUGUACACACCAGUGCGAAACAUUGACAGACCCAAGAGGGAUCCUGAUCUUGAGAAUCUGGCACUUGGAAGAGAGUGCCCACACAACCAGUUCAGCCCUUGCUCAGAGGACUCAGGCCUAGGUGACUCUAGCUAUAGGUCACCUUAUGAUGACCCAGAGACCCCAACUGACAUCCGCUCUGCAAUGGAGAGAGAAGAAAGUCCAAGGACUAAGGGAAUGUCCAAAUCUUACUCAAGUGAUUGUGUGCAUGGAAAAGGAAGAGCAGUCAUUUUGAACCCUGGAAGUUUAUGUCAGGAAGUUGAUCAGAAGAGAAAGAUGUUUGAGCAUGAGGAAGACAACUGCAAGUUAUCAUCUAGUAACAAGAUGCCAUCUUUCAUUGUUACCUCUUCACCAACAAGAGGAUCACAGAAACAUGAAAUGGCGGCCAACAACGUCAUUAUCCUCGAGCCUGAUUCUUGUCAUCAAAGCCCACGCCACAGUGGAAAACUGGUGACAUCUAAAUCUGCUGACUGGCGAUCAGAGGAAAGCCCCAAUGUAAUCAUACUGGAGACAUCAAACCUAAUAAUUCGAAGUGCAUCCGAAUUUAACCUGAAUUCUUCUUGUGUGGAGACCCAAGAGAAAUCCUUCCUCAACAACCCAUUUUUCAAACUACGAUCUAGGAGCACUCUAUCUCUGGUUGAUGAAGAGAUUAAGAUGGUAAAACAGCGAGAGGAAGAACUGAAGAGACAAAGAGCCAAUGUUUACACCAAAGAAAAGUUCCUUGCUUCACCCAGUCUUCUCGAUGGUUCAUAUGACAAUCAAGAGAAUAUUCCGAUAAAGUGUAAAUCAUCUCCUUCAUCUCCUAUGAAGACUUACAAGAUGGAUCGGUCAACCCUAUCUUGUGAUCACAGAUUUCCUGAGUCCUAUUCUGGAGGUCGUCGCAAAAGUGCCAUGGCUCUACGCUGGGAGGCAGGGGAGUUUGCAAAUAAUGACUAGAGAGCAACAGACUGGCCAGUGACAGAAUCCUUCGAGUUAUGUAAAAUAGGGGUUCUCAGCUCCAGCCCUGGUUCACAGUGCCCUAUACAGUUUUCUCUGCUUCAAAGAAACCUGCUCUAAUGUAUCAGCUACUUGUCAAGCAUUUUAAAAAUUUGGAUAAGCAAAGAUAACUGUGUAGGGCUGUGGAUUCCCAGGACUUCACAAGGGAAUCGUUAAGUUUUCUAAGCAGUAUUACAGACUUCAGAUUUCAUGCAGCUCCAUAAGCACAUGCCAUUGCUGCUUGUGUGCUUUUACUGGCUCUUUAUUCAUGUUUUGUAGAGGCAGAAGAUUUGAGCAAAUGCCAAGAUGUCCAAAAAUGUUAGUUAAAGGUUGGAUGUUCGGUCUAUGCUCGUUUCUCCAUAUAAAUGUCAAGAAGUUGUUAAAACACACUUUUAUGUAAGUCUCAGUACAAGGAAAGGAAGAUGUACUAAGGUUUCAAAUAUUCUUUUCUUGCUAGACAAGUUUGUAUAAGACUGCAAUUAGAAUAUCUGAAACAUUAGCAAAAAAUGAGAUAAGGUCAACUUUGCCCAUUUUUGCUAGAAUUCACUGUACUCAAAUAACUAACUUGAUAUAUUCGAUUACGUGUAUUGGUUUCUUUUUUUCUUUUAAACAAAUCAUAUUUGGAUAUUUAGAUACUCAAAAUAUCAAUACUCCCAAAAAUAGGGAUAACUUAUUUAACAGUGAAUAUUUAAGUGACUUCAAAUGCUUUACUGUGUAAAUGGAAAAACACUAUAAUUACACCGCUUUGCAAUUUGUUGUCUAUAAAGAUGUUUGUAUGCUUACGUGAAUCCACAUUUGGUUAUAAAACCAAGAGUACUGCUUGCUUGUAUCUACAUAAGCCAUUCUCAAGUAUAAGGUUGCAUUGCUUUCUAUUGAAAAGAAACACUUGACCUUGUUCUAAUUUAGCUACAAGUGUUGAAAUAACUAUUGCAACAAUAAAUAUCAAUAUGAAAGAUCA